Messenger RNA from Exophiala aquamarina CBS 119918, 1227 nucleotides. RefSeq lists its product as uncharacterized. The coding region runs from base 1 to 1227 and encodes 408 amino acids. The transcript has a single exon. Lineage: Eukaryota; Fungi; Ascomycota; Eurotiomycetes; Chaetothyriales; Herpotrichiellaceae. The record is from RefSeq and is a predicted model, not a curated record. Gene Ontology annotation, molecular function: S-adenosylmethionine-dependent methyltransferase activity.
AUGUUCGGGCUGACCGUACUGACUUGGCGAAGUCAGUACCGUAAGAAUACGCACUACAGAACGACUCAUUGCCGUCGACAAAACCUCUAUGCCAUGCCUGAAUCGCAAUGGCGCAUGUUGGCGGAGCCUCCGAUAUCCUUGCUAGACACGCUGACAGCCAUCGAUGACGCCAUCGAUAAGAACGCGGAUCUGGCAGAGGACAUCCUACAGGAGGGGCUUUCUUCCUUCGGUUUGGACGAACGGCCGGCUAUAGACUCGACUUUGAAUUGGCGCGGCUCAGCCAGAUCAAAUGACCUAGCUAAGGCGCACUCGACAAUUCGACAGUUCUAUCGUGACUGGUCUCGGGAAGGGUACAAGGCCGAGGUCGAACCACUCGUUGAUACAAUCAUGGCAGAUCUUAGCGCUCUCUUGCCUGUCCCUCCACGCAAUUCAGCUUGCCCAACACCAUCGCUUCUCUUACCCGGUGCUGGACUUGGUCGCUUGCUCUUCGAACUUUGUUAUCGCGGUUAUCAUGCGACCGGAAAUGAAAUAUCCUAUCAUCAACUGCUAGCCAGCCAUUUCAUUCUCAACUCGACCGGACAUACAGAUCAAUACACCAUCUACCCUUUCGCUACAACAUUUACAAACGUAACUUCUCGAGCAGACCAACUCAAAAGUGUCACGAUCCCUGACAUUCACCCAGGCCGCGCGCUGGAAUCACGCGCCGACUCUGACGGAGUGGUCGGAGAGAUGAACAUGACAGCCGGUGAUUUUGUGCUCGCAUACUCGGAUCCCAAUGUGAAAGAUUCCUUCCAUGGGAUAGUCACCGUCUUCUUCAUCGACACCGCACCAAACUUCAUCCGGUAUCUUGAGACGAUUCGCAACUGCCUCAAACAAGGCGGAAUAUGGAUCAACAUAGGACCACUUUUGUGGCAUUUUGACGGCCGCGAACAACCCAUCGGCAUUGCCACCGAGAGCCACGCCGGACAAGAUGUCCCUUCUUCAAAACCCCAGCCUGCAACUUCACGUGAAAUGGAGGAGGACAAAGGCAUCGGCGAGCCCGGGUCCUUCGAGCUGACCGACGAAGAGGUUUUGCAACUGAUUCCGCGAUUCGGGUUUCGAAUUCUCAAACAUGAGAUCAUCGCCCGCGCACCUCGCACCGACGAAGCCUUUGGGUACAUGCAGGACCCGUCAAGUUUGCUGCAGAGCCGGUACCGCUGUAGUCAUUGGGUGGCUACAAAGCUCUGA